Messenger RNA from Sus scrofa (pig), 1623 nucleotides. RefSeq names its product coiled-coil domain containing 32 (gene CCDC32). Gene Ontology annotation, biological process: cilium organization. NCBI's taxonomy places the organism in Eukaryota, Metazoa, Chordata, Mammalia, Artiodactyla, Suidae. The record is from RefSeq and is a predicted model, not a curated record.
CUGACCUGAGCUGAGCGUUUGCGGGUCGCUGGGCGGGUUGUUGCGGUAGGUGAAGAGGCGCGGGGGUGCCUAUGGUUUUGUAUCCCCGGCUCCGGCCGCAUCCAGAGAUACCACAGAGGGGCCGAGAGGCCUGACUCGUCCAGCCUUGCACGUCCUUCAGGCCGGAGUAAAUGAGGCCCGGAAUCUGGACACUAGAGUUCUCCGCAUUGGUCUGGACCAGGAGACCCGGGCUCUGCUCAGAUUCCAAAUGAAAAUGUUUGAGAGCGUUGACUCCACAACCACAAGAUCUGGCCCUGAUCUUUGGGCUGAAAUCUGUUCCUGUCUGCCACAUCCUGACCAAGAGGAUGGUGCCAGCAAUGCCUUCUCAGACUCCUUUAUGGAUUCUUACCCUGUAGGCACAGGCCAGAGGGAAGCCCCACACUUUCCUGAGCAGCCAGCUAUAAAGCCUUGGGCUCCCUUGCAGGAUUCAGAAGUGUAUUUAGCGUCUCUAGAAAAGAAACUGAGAAAAAUCAAAGGUUUAAAUCAGGAAGUGACUUCCAAGGACAUGCUUCGAACCCUGGCCCAAGCAAAGAAAGAAUGCUGGGAUCGGUUCCUCCAGGAGAAGUUAGCAUCGGAGUUUUUCGUGGGUGGACUUGAUUCUGAUGAGAGCACCUUGGAACAUUUCAAGAGGUGGCUCCAGCCAGAUAAAGUAGCCAUCAGUACGGAGGAGGUCCAGUAUCUGAUUCCUCCAGAGUCACAGGUGGAGAAGCCAUCGGCCGGGGAGGAGCCAGCAGCGGCGGAACAGUAAAUUACACACGCACACGCCAAGCAGCUGUCUUGGGUCCGGAGGGAACAGCAGAGAGCUUGGCGUCAGCAGCAGCAAGGAGAAAUCUAGGGAGGGAAAAAGCCCAAGCCUUCCACUCUGCCAAGCAAGCAGCUGUGGGCCCCUGAGGACGUGCAGGGGUUGGCACAUGUGACUGGUUUGAGCAAAGUGACUGACCCAGUGAGUGCUGGAUCAAAAUACCACCUCCCUCUCUGUCUCACAGCUUGCCUGAGCUCUGUUGCUGCAGGAGAGAAGUCUGCUAAGAAUCUAGUGAAGGACCAAGUAUGAAAGUAUUUGGAGAAAUUGAUGCCCUUGUGUAUAAUGUAUAAGUUAAAUGAGCCAUUUUUUUUUCUUGCCUCUGGAUAUUCCUGCCUGCGUCCCAAGCAUUCCCUUGGUAAAUUGUCAGGGGUGCCUUGGGCCAAAGAAAGUGAAGUCUGCCUCCUUGAAUCCAGGCCCACUGGGGCUUCUUUAACAAGUCCAUAAUAAAUACAAGGACUUUAGGAAAGAAGCUAGGCUUUUCCUUCGUCUGAUUUGUUCCUUGUGGGAAAAAUGGACGAAAGAAGUGUGAAAAUGUGGCUGUUUCUGUGUGUACAUAUACAUUUUUUAUUUCAUGUGUGGUUUCUCCCCUAACUUCCUUCUGCACUUAAAAAGGGCCAGGUUCCAAAGUAGACUUGUAAAUAUGGUGAUAGUGAUAUUGGAAACCACUCCUGAAUAUUUCCAUGUCUGCUCCUUGUGGCAGCUUUCCUGGCUGAGCCUGUUUCCUUCCUUGUUUAUGGUGUUCUUGUUCAGUUUGUAUUGUCCAUAUAAAACUAUUCUCAUCA